AUGACAUGGAGUCCACCGGGUCAGGGUAAUCUCAAGAUCAACUGUGAUGGUGAUGGCACCUUCAACACCGGAGGACAGAAAGCUUCAAUGGGCAAUAUCAUCAGGAACCAUCUGGGGAAAGUGGUGGAUGGGAGAGCAAAAAGUAUCCCUGGAAUUUCAAGUCUAUAUUCUGAGGCAGCGGCAGUGAGCGAAGCAUGCAUCAUGGCAGUUACUCUGCAAUUCAAAAAUGCCAUAAUAGAGAACGACAAUGCAUUUAUCAUCACAUAUGGAGCUAUUGAGGAAGCCCCCCCUUGGGAAGUUUAUGUGUUCGUUAACUCUCACUCACACCCCUAG
Messenger RNA from Ilex paraguariensis (yerba mate), 333 nucleotides. NCBI's taxonomy places the organism in Eukaryota, Viridiplantae, Streptophyta, Magnoliopsida, Aquifoliales, Aquifoliaceae. The record is from the annotation of a GenBank genome assembly.